Messenger RNA from Cercocebus atys (sooty mangabey), 2041 nucleotides. RefSeq names its product ankyrin repeat and SOCS box containing 8 (gene ASB8). The record is from RefSeq and is a predicted model, not a curated record. The transcript has 6 exons. Gene Ontology annotation, molecular function: protein binding. The coding region runs from base 702 to 1568 and encodes 288 amino acids. Gene Ontology annotation, biological process: intracellular signal transduction. NCBI's taxonomy places the organism in Eukaryota, Metazoa, Chordata, Mammalia, Primates, Cercopithecidae.
CUAAGUAACUGAACCAUUGUGGAUGGACCCCCUGCUGGCCUGGUCCACGCAGGUGCAACCAUAUAGAAUCGGCCCAACGCCCAGGGUUCCUGAGCUUUUUUUUCCCCACUGCAGGACCAAGACCCGAACCCUGCCGCUGUGGCCGAGAACGCCGCAUUGAGCCUGCGCACAAAGCCUCUGUGAAAAGGAGAAAGUAACCCCCUAACUAGGCCUAGUGAGGACGGAAGCUGCUGCACAAGUCUGCGCAGGCGCGCCCCAGUGACGAACACUCAUCAGUACGCAGGCGCCCAUCUUAGUUAGUCUUCUUGUCCUGUAAACAGAGGGGCCUGCCCCCGACAGCUUCUGCUUCCGGGUCACGCCUUGACAGCGGCUUUCAACACCCACCUCAGCCCGGCAAUUGGUACCAGACCUGCCGGGAUUGCUGCGAUUUGCUGGGAGCCGGUGCGGAAAGUGACACCGCACGUCCUUGCAUUUCGUACCCUUGCCCCCCGCCCCCUAGUCUCAGCUAGACAGCUGCCGCGACCCCUCCCGCAGCAGCUUCGCAGUAAAUGCCCUUUGGUGUUUUCUCUGGAUCCUGUAGCAAAAGAAAACGAGGGAGACAGGGCGUUCAGCUCUAGCAGAGGAAAGGGCCUUCCAAGGGAAUCAAACCGUACACGGGCUGCUGUCUGGUAGUUUGGAGCAUGUGAACACCCUGAGCCUUGAUGAGUUCCAGUAUGUGGUAUAUUAUGCAGAGCAUUCAGAGCAAAUACUCUCUCUCAGAGCGCUUAAUCCGAACAAUUGCUGCCAUCCGUUCCUUCCCACAUGAUAAUGUAGAGGACCUCAUCAGAGGGGGAGCAGAUGUGAACUGCACUCAUGGUACACUGAAGCCCUUGCACUGUGCCUGUAUGGUGUCAGAUGCUGACUGUGUGGAGUUACUUCUGGAAAAAGGAGCUGAGGUGAAUGCCCUGGAUGGGUAUAACCGAACAGCCCUCCACUAUGCAGCAGAGAAAGAUGAGGCUUGUGUGGAGGUCCUAUUGGAGUAUGGUGCAAACCCAAAUGCUUUGGAUGGCAACAGAGAUACCCCACUUCACUGGGCAGCCUUUAAGAACAAUGCUGAGUGUGUGCGGGCUCUCCUAGAGAGUGGGGCCUCUGUCAAUGCCCUGGAUUAUAACAAUGAUACACCGCUCAGCUGGGCUGCCAUGAAAGGAAAUCUUGAGAGUGUCAGUAUUCUUCUGGAUUAUGGUGCAGAGGUCAGAGUCAUCAACCUAAUAGGCCAGACACCCAUCUCCCGCCUGGUGGCUCUGCUAGUCAGGGGACUUGGAACAGAGAAAGAGGACUCUUGCUUUGAGCUCCUCCACAGAGCUGUUGGACACUUUGAAUUGAGGAAAAAUGGCACGAUGCCACGAGAGGUGGCCAGAGACCCGCAGCUAUGUGAAAAACUGACUGUUCUGUGCUCAGCUCCAGGAACUCUAAAAACACUUGCUCGCUAUGCCGUACGCCGUAGCCUGGGACUCCAGUAUCUCCCUGAUGCAGUGAAGGGCCUUCCACUGCCAGCUUCUUUGAAGGAAUACCUGUUACUUUUAGAAUAGCCCGGAGAAUAUGUUUGCACCAUCAUGCAGGCAACUCUGGAUGAGGUUGUGCCUGCAGUACUCUUUGUCACAGAAAACAGAAAAACAGUUGUUCCUGUUGUGUGGUUUAUAGAUUUUGAAGCAACAUGUCACAACAGUAACCUCCAUAGCACCUCCCCUUCCCAAACCAAACAACCAAACAAAAAAAAUCCCUCACUUUUGUUUUCUGUUUAUUGCUUACUUGGCUUUUUAUAUUGCACUUUGCAGAAGUCUCCCUCAAUCCUCCCCCUUAGGGAAGGAGUCAACAGUGCAACUAAAUUUCUCUGGGAAGAUGGAAAGUACUUAAAGAAUGUGUGUGUGGUUUUCCUUUGGGGACAUGGUUAAUGGUCCAGAAGAAUCCCUUCUAGAAAGCAUUUUAGGCCAGGCAUGGUGGCUCACACCUGUAAUCCCAGCACUUUGGGAGGCUGAGGCAGGCGGAUCACCUGAGGUCAGGA